AUGGAGGUUUCGAGCAUUAUCGAAGAGUAUAAUAAUGCCAAGGACAAUGACUUCAGAUAUAUGACAUUGAAGCAACCAGUGCUCAUUCGCAGUAUUCAGAAAGAUUUUGAUAAACUUAUGGCCAAUCUUUAUUUACCAGUUUUGACCCAUAACGUUGAUUCUGAGUUGCAACAAUUGGUGUCCUUUGAAGUGUUACCUCGCGCUGUUUUGAGCCUGUUUGAUUCACAAGUAGAAGAAUACAACAGCAAUGGCCUGAUGUGGGCUUAUAUCGAAAGAUACGUAUUUUAUCCUAUUAUAGAUUCUUUAGAAUCUGGUAAUGAAACCAUAACCAAUCUGCUAGUCCAAUCGUUGAGAAAUAUACUAAAUAUAUUGAUUUCAAAUGAUUUGAAUAUCAAAAGUGUUACACGUAAUGAUCAAAUUCUGAGCGAUAACUAUCAGUCCAAAUAUCAAGAUGAAGAGUUCAUGAAACUAGUGUCUUUUAUGCUAAAGGAAAGCCAAAAAGAAACUACUGUAGCGGGUCUACAGGGAUAUCAAGAAACAAUACAAAAACUUAUAGAGGUUUCCUAUGAUGGUAGACUCAGAUUCCUUAGCCCGAAAGCUCUGAAAAUGUGUAUCGAAAGCCUUCAUGAUUAUGAGGAUUACAAUACGUCAAGUGAGAUGCUGCUCAAUAAAGUAAUAGAAAACACAGAUAUCGCUGCUGUGGCACAAACGCAGCAAUAUUUCAGUCUCUCUAAUCUGAAGUUCAUGUCCAAGAAUUGGUACAAAUUCGCUGAAUGCUGCUCAGGAAUUAUUCCCAAGCUGAUUGAUGAGAUUACCAAAGAGACUGAGAAGUCUGACAUUUCAAAAAUGCUAGAAAUUAUCUCUAACCUGAAAGAUUACUUAUUACAGGGAACAAUUACCAACGAAGGACAUCCGAAAUUACCGUCCGACCUUUCUAUAUUGUUACUCGAUCGAGUUCUCAAUAUUUUAACAAACAUUAUCCCGUCGAUUGAAUCCAGAGAUGUCAUUAAUAAACACCACAAUAAUAACGACCUAGUUACCACUGAAAGUGAUACCGAUAUUGUCGUUGAAGAUAUUGACCAGCAAGCUUAUCUUGACGAGCUUGAUGCAGGUAUGUCUUCAAAUUAUGAUGAAGAUUUAAGUUUUACAGUAGAUUUUGAGGGUGACGACACCUCUAGUAAUCUACUGGAGGUGACGGAGGAAGAGUUGCAGGAUAUUGAUAUCUAUAACCGUGACUACGAUGUAAUUGUAAAGCAUUCCUUGAACAUACUUUACGAUGUAUUUCUUGCUGAACGUACUGGUGUAAUACAGUUUGGACCACACCUCGCUACAGCAAGGGAAAAAUUAAAUUGUAUAAAAUCCAAAGUUUCUGACUCUAAUUUGGAUUCGAAAACGUUCAGUCUUUUUACACACUUUUUUGAGCGUCUAGAAGACUUUGAUAGAAAAGUAUUUGAAACUUAUGAAGUUUUAAGCAUAGAAGAAUUAAAAACUGAAAUUUCAACACCAAUUCCUGAGAGGAAAGGGGCUGUUGUUUUCACUUUAAUUGAAUAUCUCGGCAAAGAUCAGGUGAGUCUUGAGGAGUUACAAUCGAUUAUUGAGCUAAUUGAUCAUUUGAUCGAUGUUAGAGUAACCGAUGGCGAUAACGACAAAUAUCUUAGCGGAAAUGAUGAGAAUUUGAUUGCUGAGGCUUUAUUACCCCAUCUACGAAUGAAUAAGAGCUUCGUCCAUACCUUUAAGGCGGGCAAUAUCUCCAAGAAAGUAGAUAACGGGGCAACAUUGCGAACAAUGAUAUACACUACUCUUUCGCGCCUUGAUAUCACCAAACAUCUACUAGUGUGCAAAGUUAUAGAGUGUUUAUUACAUUAUGGUAUUAAAGAUAAACAGGACUUAAUCAGAGAUAUUGCACAGUCUAUCUUGAAGAAACUACUAGAUGAACACUACGAAGAAAUACUGGCUUUGGAGACCACAUGGUAUAGUAAGUAUUUAGUACCAAUAAUCGCUGAAUCCACUUUACCAACAAACAAUUUCCUAACAGCUUACCCACCAUUUACUUUCCAUACUGUUGAUAGCUAG
This is a messenger RNA of Nakaseomyces glabratus, 2073 nucleotides long. It is a transcript of the gene LAG2, whose product is annotated as Lag2p. The record is from RefSeq and is a predicted model, not a curated record. Lineage: Eukaryota; Fungi; Ascomycota; Saccharomycetes; Saccharomycetales; Saccharomycetaceae.